This is a messenger RNA of Rattus norvegicus (Norway rat), 1469 nucleotides long. RefSeq names its product cyclin-dependent kinase 5 regulatory subunit 2 (gene Cdk5r2). Gene Ontology annotation, cellular component: plasma membrane; protein kinase 5 complex. Lineage: Eukaryota; Metazoa; Chordata; Mammalia; Rodentia; Muridae. The record is from RefSeq and is marked provisional. Gene Ontology annotation, molecular function: cyclin-dependent protein serine/threonine kinase activator activity.
AUGGGCACGGUGCUGUCGCUUUCCCCUGCUUCCUCGGCCAAGGGCCGGAGGCCGGGAGGGCUGCCGGAGGAGAAAAAGAAGGCGCCGCCCGCGGGGGACGAGGCGCUGGGGGGCUACGGCGCGCCGCCGGCCGGCAAGGGCGGCAAAGGCGAGAGCCGGCUCAAACGGCCGUCCGUACUCAUCUCGGCGCUCACCUGGAAGCGCCUAGUGGCAGCCUCGGCCAAGAAGAAGAAAGGCAGCAAAAAGGUGACGCCCAAGCCAGCGUCCACCGGUCCCGACCCUUUGGUCCAGCAACGCAACCGGGAGAACCUUCUCCGCAAGGGUCGCGACGCCCCCGACGGCGGCGGAGCAGCCAAGCCCCUGGCCGUGCCGGUGCCCACGGUGCCCGCGUCCGCUGCCACCUGCGAGCCCCCGUCGGGGGGCAGCGCGGCCGCCCCGCCACCAGGCUCAGGCGGGGGAAAGCCACCUCCGCCGCCACCUCCAGCCCCGCAGGCGGCACCGCCAGCGCCCGGAGGCUCGCCGCGACGGGUCAUCGUGCAGGCGUCCACCGGCGAGCUGCUCCGCUGCCUCGGCGACUUCGUGUGCCGACGCUGCUACCGCCUCAAGGAGCUGAGUCCCGGCGAGCUGGUGGGCUGGUUCCGCGGCGUGGACCGCUCGCUGCUGCUGCAGGGCUGGCAAGACCAGGCCUUCAUUACCCCCGCCAACCUGGUGUUCGUGUACCUGCUGUGCCGCGAGUCGCUGCGCGGGGACGAGCUGGCGUCGGCCGCCGAACUGCAGGCCGCCUUCCUCACCUGCCUCUACCUCGCCUACUCCUACAUGGGCAACGAGAUCUCCUACCCACUCAAGCCCUUCCUCGUGGAGCCCGACAAGGAGCGCUUCUGGCAGCGCUGCCUGCGCCUCAUCCAGCGGCUCAGCCCGCAGAUGCUGCGGCUCAACGCCGACCCCCACUUCUUCACGCAAGUCUUUCAAGACCUCAAGAACGAGGGCGAGGCCGCGGCGAGCACCGGGGGUCCACCGAGCGGAAGCGCGUCCACCACCUCCUCGUCGACCGCCAGGGACAGCUGCGCGGCCGGAGCCAAGCAUUGGACUAUGAACUUGGACCGCUAGGGAUUCCCAGGGGCCGCGCCCGCCCCCCGCCCCAGCCCCUCACACACACCCGGAACCCCCGGGACCAUCAAGCCACCGUCGCUAUUACCGCUGCUCUAUGCCCAGGCUGGGCCGAGGAGGAGCCGCCCCUGCCCCACAGGGGAAGGUGGAGGCUAGGACACCAGAGGCCGCGGUGUCUGGAUUUACUGGGCGUGGGGUGGGCGUGGGGGAUGAUCGCGGGAAGUGCACCCCCAACUUCGUUCACCCUUUCCGUCUGUCUGCGCCUCCAUCUUUCCAUUUCUGCCCUGGUCUCCCUCUUCCCUGCUGUGGGCAUCUCAAAGUCCUCCACCCUGGGUUUUGUCCAGUCCCUCACUUUUCUGUGU